Xenopus laevis (African clawed frog) is the source of this 2486-nucleotide messenger RNA. RefSeq names its product adaptor related protein complex 1 subunit mu 2 S homeolog (gene ap1m2.S). The record is from RefSeq and is marked predicted. Lineage: Eukaryota; Metazoa; Chordata; Amphibia; Anura; Pipidae. Gene Ontology annotation, cellular component: clathrin-coated vesicle membrane; Golgi apparatus; trans-Golgi network. Gene Ontology annotation, biological process: vesicle-mediated transport; intracellular protein transport.
GUUGGUGGAGACAGGAAGGAGGAAGAGGAGUCGGGAGCAUUUCGAUAGAGAAAAGAGAAUAUAACCUCUAAAAAGAAUAAGAACCCCUAUGCUCACUGAGAGCGGUGCAACAGGUGUCCAGGACCAGCACUCACAGGGACAGGAGUAUUUCAACAGAAGAAGCAUUAGAACCUUUUCAGUUCCAGCAGGAUAAUUAUUAACCCAUUGGCUGCAAGUGGAGGGAGAAAGGAAAAAUCCCAGCAGACAGUAUGUCAGCCUCGGCCGUCUUUAUCCUUGAUCUAAAGGGAAAGCCCCUUAUCAGCAGGAAUUACAAGGGUGAUAUCAACAUGCUGGAGAUCGACCAUUUCAUGCCCUUGCUGGUGCAGAAGGAAGAGGAGGGCAACCUGACUCCAUUGCUGACCCACGGAAAAGUGCACUUCAUGUGGAUCAAACACAGCAAUCUCUAUUUGGUUGCACUGACCAAUAAGAAUGCCAAUGCCUCUCUUGUGUAUUCCUUUCUAUAUAAGGUGGUAGAGGUGUUCUCAGAAUACUUUAAAGAGCUGGAGGAAGAGAGUAUCCGGGAUAACUUUGUCAUUGUGUACGAGCUGCUGGAUGAAAUCAUGGACUUUGGGUUUCCACAGACAACAGAGAGCAAGAUUCUACAGGAGUAUAUCACACAGCAAGGAAACAAACUGGAUACGGGCAAAUCUCGUGUCCCCACCACUGUGACCAACGCAGUGUCCUGGAGGUCUGAAGGGAUCAAACAUAAAAAGAAUGAAGUCUUCAUAGAUGUGAUUGAGUCUGUCAAUAUUCUAGUGAAUAGCAACGGCAGCGUUCUACGGAGUGAGAUUGUGGGCAGUGUGAAGCUGAAGGUCUUUCUCACCGGGAUGCCAGAGUUACGGCUGGGGCUUAAUGACAGAGUCCUCUUUGAAUUAAGUGGACGUAACAAGAAUAAAACAGUGGAGCUUGAAGAUGUAAAGUUUCACCAGUGCGUCCGCCUGUCCCGCUUUGAGAAUGACCGCACUAUUUCUUUUAUCCCUCCGGAUGGGGAUUUUGAGCUCAUGUCUUACAGGCUGAACACACAGGUUAAACCACUAAUCUGGAUAGAAUCUGUGAUUGAGAAAUUCAGUCAUAGCCGGCUGGAGAUUAUGGUGAAGGCCAAGGGGCAAUUUAAGAAACAGUCAGUGGCAAAUAAUGUGGAGAUUUAUGUGCCAGUACCAAGUGAUGCGGAUUCUCCUAAGUUUAAAACCAGCGUGGGGAGUGCGAAAUACGUCCCUGAAAAAAACGUGGUGGUCUGGACAAUCAAAUCAUUUCCGGGGGGGAAGGAGUAUCUUAUGCGUGCGCACUUCGGCCUGCCCAGUGUGGAGAGAGAAGAGGUAGAAGGAAAACCCCCAAUAAGCGUCAAGUUUGAAAUACCCUACUUCACAGUUUCAGGAAUCCAGGUUCGAUACAUGAAGAUCAUCGAGAAAAGUGGAUACCAAGCCCUUCCAUGGGUCAGAUAUAUCACUCAGAGUGGAGAUUAUCAGCUGCGAACCAACUGAACAAACCACCGCCUGUUGACUUCUUAAAGGGAAAGUAUCCCAAAUACUGAGAAUUGCUUUCAAAUGUGGGCUUUUUUGUUUUAAUAUUUCCUUGGCACCUUUAAUCCCCCUGCCCCGUUCUCCUUGCAUUGGGAGCAUGAUGAUUUGCACUUGCAUUGAAAGCCCUGGGCGGGACCCCCAUCAGUGCAGGCUGGAGGGACCCUCAUGAUAUUUCUCAUAGAAAGAUGCAGUUGUUUACCGAGCAAUACAAUAAGGCGUGUUUGUUCUGCACUCCCAGAAAAAACCUUUCUCAAACUAAAUGGGGGGUCGACUAGAUGGGUAUUCCUCUUCAACUCUGCCCCCGAUCAUUUUGAAGUCGCAUCUCUCCCACCCUAUGUCUGCAAUCAGUAGCUCAGAAAACUCAAUAUGUGGUGAUACUUUCCCUUUUUUAGAUGAAUUUGUAUUAAAAUAGCAAUUAAAGAAAUUCAUAUUUCUUCUUAAAGUAAAUAUUCUGUUUAAAAUAAUAAUGAGAAUGAUGCAAUAUACAUUGACAAAGAGGUGAAACAGUCCUUUAAUGGGGAUUGUGGUACUGACAUUGUACCCCUGGGUGGGCAGUUCUGCAGGUCUGGGGGGAACUUUUCUUCUCAGCACAUGACUGAUAUCACAAUAAAGCCUGGUUGCAAUUACCUAUUUAACUAUGAUAUUGCAGAGCACUGGUGGCUCCUUUAGCUAAAGCAAUUACAUUUUUAUAUUUCCCUCUAACUGGAAAGCUAAGACUACUUUAUACCCCUAGGCUAAUGUAUUGUAAUGUUGCAUCACUGUGACAUCGCCAGGUCAUUAUCUGCCUCUUUAUUUGUUCGCUGGUUUUACUGGAGAUCUAUAUCACACCAAAGGAUUAUUAUAUAUAAAUCUGUUUUUCGUUGUGUUGGUGAAUUUGAGGUGUACAAAUUGAAAACGUGUUCAAUAAAAUAUAUAUCUUUUCAUCUU